Cylas formicarius (sweet potato weevil) is the source of this 1605-nucleotide messenger RNA. Its product is annotated as aldehyde dehydrogenase 1A1-like. The record is from RefSeq and is a predicted model, not a curated record. Gene Ontology annotation, molecular function: aldehyde dehydrogenase (NAD+) activity. Lineage: Eukaryota; Metazoa; Arthropoda; Insecta; Coleoptera; Brentidae. Bases 89 to 1546 code for a protein of 485 amino acids. The transcript has 10 exons.
AACAGCAGUAAAAAGAGUUUUCCAUGGUGUCGCAUGGAGGAAGGAAAAUUUUAUUUAAUUUUUUCGCAACCCAAUAUUGCAAUCGAAAAUGGAGACGGGGCAAAUUAGAUACAACAAGCUUUUUAUUAACAACGAAUUUGUGGAAGCGGCCAGUAAACAACAAUUCCCAGUCUUUAAUCCGUCGACUGGGCUGAAAAUCGCAGACGUUGCCGAGGCAGACGAAGUUGAUGUGGAUGUCGCUGUGGCGGCUGCCAAAGCGGCUUUCUCUAGAGGUUCACCAUGGAGGAAGAUGGACGCUUCGGCGCGUGGGAAAUUAUUAAACAAAUUGGCUGACUUGAUGGAGCGGGAUAUCAAAAACCUGGCUUAUUUGGAGACGCUUAACAACGGGAAAACUUACAAGGAUUCGAUGGCAGACGUGCAAGCUUCCGCCGAUAUCUUCAGAUAUUACGCCGGGUUCUGCGAUAAGAUCCACGGAGACACGAUUCCCAUAGAUGGUAGCGCUAUUUCUUUUACUACCAAAGAACCGAUCGGGGUGGUCGCCCAGAUAAUCCCCUGGAACUAUCCGAUUGCAAUGUUGACCUGGAAGUGGGGCCCCGCUCUCUGCACGGGCUGCACGGUGGUCUUGAAACCGGCCGAGCAGACUCCACUGACCGCUUUAGAAAUGGCGUGGCUUACGAAAGAGGCUGGCUUCCCCGACGGGGUCGUCAAUGUAAUACCGGGUUACGGCCCGACGGCCGGGGCGGCCUUGUGUCUCCACGAUGAUGUUAGAAAGGUCGCUUUUACGGGUUCCACAGAGAUUGGACACAAAAUAUUGGAAUACUCGGCUCGGUCCAAUCUGAAGAAAGUGUCGCUCGAACUGGGCGGCAAGAGCCCCCUGGUCGUGUUUGACGACGCGGACCUGGACGAGGCGGUGGAGGUGGCUUUCAACGCGAUAUUCGCGAACCACGGCCAGAAUUGCUGCGCCGGUUCGAGAACUUUCGUACAGUCGGGGAUAUAUGAGAGGUUCGUGCGGAAGGCUAGCGAAAGGGCGGGCCAGAUAAAGGUCGGGGAUCCGUUCGAUCCGAACGUAACUCAGGGGCCUCAAAUAGACGAGCCGUCGUUGCGGAAAAUCUUGAGGCUCGUCGAUUCGGGCAAAAAAGAGGGGGCCAAGCUCGAAGUGGGCGGAGUCCGCGUCGGCGAGGAGGGUUACUUCGUGGCGCCGACCGUGUUUUCGGAAGUGACGGACGGCAUGAGGAUCGCGAAGGAGGAGAUUUUUGGACCGGUGCAGAGCAUUUUAAAGUUCAACACGUUGGAAGAGGUUAUCGAGAGGGCCAACGGCACUACUUACGGUUUGGCGGCCGGGGUUAUCACUAAGAACGUCGAUAACGCGCUGGCGUUCGCCCGGGCAGUAGAAGCCGGUUCCGUUUGGGUGAAUUGUUACGACUACAUCACGCCUCAGACGCCGUUCGGCGGGUUUAAGAAGUCGGGAUUCGGGAAGGAUCUGGGGUCCGAGUCGCUGAACGAUUAUUUGGUGACCAAGACAGUUACGAUAAAGUUGCCAUCCUAAUGUUUUUAAAUAUAAAAUUUGUUAAUUAUUUUGGUUGUUAAUAAACAUCUAUCCAUCUA